AUGGCACCAACGAAGCUCGGCGCGAAGGGGAGGAAAGGGAGCAAGAAGAACCAGGUCAAGUUCACGAUCGACUGCAGCGACCCGGUGAAAGACGGGGUCUUAGACAUGGCCAACUUCGAGAAAUUCCUCAAGGACCGAAUCAAGGUCAAUGGCAAGGCCGGCGUGCUCGGAGACGCCGUGGCGGUCGCGCGGGAGAAGAGCAAGAUCCAAGUCACUGCCGAACUGCCCUUCUCAAAGCGGUACUUAAAGUACCUGACCAAGAAGCACCUGAAGAAGCAGCAACUCCGCGACUACAUGCGUGUGGUGGCGACGAACAAGCAAACCUUCGAGUUGAAGUACUACACAGUCACGGACGAGGGGGGUGAGGACGAGGAGUAAGGAGAAGGAGGGGGGCGAAGGGCGGGGAGAGGAGGUGGGCUGGUGAUGCGGUCGAGGGGGGCGAAUGCUGCUCGGUAUCUGUCUCUUCGCACGGCUCGCGGCGGUGGCGGGAGAGAAGAGGAUUGAAAGAGGAUUGAAACAGAGGCAAAGCAACCAAGCACGGCCUCGGCUUUA
Messenger RNA from Nannochloropsis gaditana CCMP526, 552 nucleotides. RefSeq names its product large subunit ribosomal protein L22e (gene RP-L22E). Gene Ontology annotation, molecular function: RNA binding; structural constituent of ribosome. Gene Ontology annotation, cellular component: ribosome. Gene Ontology annotation, biological process: cytoplasmic translation. The transcript has 3 exons. The coding region runs from base 1 to 378 and encodes 125 amino acids. The record is from RefSeq and is a predicted model, not a curated record.